AGUAUGACGAGGAGGCAUAUGAAAUCAGCGAUACGUCCGCAGCCGAUCAGAUUAGGACAGAAAUUUGGGGUUUCCGUUCUGCUAUUCGGUGUGGGAUAUGGCAUGGCUGCUUAUGUACAUGGAGAUUAUGUAGCAGAUCUAGAGAAGCAGAUGAAACAGGCGCUUGCGGAAUGGAAUGAGUCUCGCGAUUAAGCAACUUACUGAACAGAAUCAUGCCAUUGACAUGUUUUUUGGCUUAUGUUUUAGAUCUUCAUCAAGUAACUGCGUUGUAUUAAACUUUCUCUAGUAGGCCUAAUUAGUUGUCAUGUCUUUCUUCUAAAUUAGCUGUCAUGUCUUGCUUCUAAAUUAAAGAUUUUCUAAGUGUUGUCAUGUAUUACUUCUAAAUUAAAGAUCUUCUUUGACUUAUUAACCCAGCUUUCUCUAGUUGGCCUUAUUA
Molecule: messenger RNA, 436 nt
Organism: Eruca vesicaria subsp. sativa (arugula)
Lineage: Eukaryota; Viridiplantae; Streptophyta; Magnoliopsida; Brassicales; Brassicaceae
Source: the annotation of a GenBank genome assembly